AGAGUAAUUUGUACCACGUAGGUUUACACCGUUUCAAACAGAUCACGAUCAUCGCCUGGUUUUGUAGCGACCAGUGCUAGAAAAGGUUUCAAAAUUAUAAAAAUAAGUAUUUUUCCACAAAAAAUCUAGUUUUUUUUCACCCAACUUUGAUAAUCAUCCUGUUCUUGAAACUCCAAAUAAAUUUAAUUCAAAACUUCUUCCACCAAAGGUUUGCAUGGAACAAAAGAUUCACCCGCCCAAGACGAUUACAUCAAACAUUCACACACCGUAAUUCCUUAUUUAAAAAUCCUUAUCAAUCGGGGUAUUUCCCCGUCGGUCGAUUCUCGCCAUUCUUCGCUAAACGCAUUGAACAGCACAUUAUCAGCGCAGCACAGCCAAAGGGCGAUCGUGUUCGCCAGUGUUGAGGUGUACUGCUCUGUUCGCCAUCGGACAGUGUUUAUUUCGUGAAAAAACCGUGCAAUUGUGCAAGGAGUGUUAGAAAAUGGGUUUCAUUAGAAGUCCCACAGCGGCUCUACUGCUGCUGGUCCUUGCGGGCCUGGCAAUACUGACGGUAGCGCCCGUCCAAUCGCAACAGCAGGGAGGCAGAAGACCAACACCACCGCCACCCAAAUGCACACUGUCCGCGGACGAGCUCGAUGCGUUGAUCACCCAGGUAGAGGAUAUCGAACGAGAGCCGAGCGAAGGUAACAAUGAUGAUGACGAAGACUCCGAGGAAACAGAACCAGAAUCAGCAGCAACAGCCCCACAGCUCAACCCGGGCUGUGCCCGGGAGCUUCGACGGCUGCGCCAUAGCAUUGAUCAUCUGCAGAAAAGCUACCACAACCUGAAGCAAAACACGGUCGACAUCGAUGAGCAGCAGUACCGCUACAUGCAAAACCACUACACAGCCCGCAAGCGGGAGCUGAACGCGCAGCUGGAGCUGUUAUCGCAGCGCUCCAACGCACAGCACCGAUCGCAGCUGAUGGAGCUGAAGCGCAAGAUCGCGGCGAUGGAGAAACAGCUUAACCGAAGCGUGACACAGCUCGCCGAAGAACGGCAGCAGAAUAUGGCCCGUCGGCUGCAGCUCGUAGCGCUAAACGUGCGCAACAACAAGAUCCCGGCAGCCCUGUCCAACUUUGAGAAGCUGGCCAACUACACCAGCGAACCGUACGGUGCGAUCGUGCAGAAUGUGUUCCAAACGGGCAGCAGCAGUACGAACGCGUGGGCAUUGUUAAGCUUUCUGCGCAAGGUGGACUUGUCCCGCGAGCCGAUAGCGGGAUACGAAACGCUGGUCGAUGCGCUGAUCGCACGUAACGCACUGCGCGGACCGGAAGCGCUCGAGCUGCUGAAGCAACUGCAGUGCUUGAUACUGGUGCGGGACGGCCAACAGCAGGCACGGACGAUUGCGCUGCUGAAGAAGUUUAAGGCCAACGUACAUUAGAGCAAACAAACAAAACCGUUUGGAAACAACGCACAGGCAGCUGAAGCUUUUUGGGUUCCAUCACAUCUCUUUCGAAUGUAACGUCUCUCUUCCAUUUCUGGUGCAUUUCUUGUGGUGUUUCGGUGUGUACGGGGGGUUUACAUUUCUCACCCUGAAAGGAAAAACAAAGAAAAAAAAACAAAAACUUUUUAUCCUCUCGUACACUCGUCGCUUUUGUUUCUAUGUUUUAUACAUUCACAUAAUGUUUAUAGUCUUUCUCGUUUUUUGUUUAGUUUUUCUAUUCUUUUUUUUGCAAUAUUCUGCUCAUCAUCUGCUCUGAACACAUGCACUCAUUCAUUUCCUUGUUUUUUUUCUUUUUCAAAAUUCCUUUCUCUCUUGCCGUGUUUACCACCUAUCAACAACAAAUUGGUUUACUUUUUAAACAAAAAAACGCGAGAAAUAAAAUUGGCUUUGAAAAUCGAAAGAAA
Messenger RNA from Anopheles gambiae (African malaria mosquito), 1887 nucleotides. RefSeq lists its product as uncharacterized. Bases 482 to 1420 code for a protein of 312 amino acids. The transcript has a single exon. NCBI's taxonomy places the organism in Eukaryota, Metazoa, Arthropoda, Insecta, Diptera, Culicidae. The record is from RefSeq and is a predicted model, not a curated record.